AUGUCGCAGGUGAAUGAGCAUCACGCGCCCUCAACGCCAGGGAAAUUGAAGCCAGAAAAAUCCCCUUACAUCCACCACCGCCUCCGCAUCCACUCCUCACUCUCUAAGCUCACUCUCUGGUCCUCCUUCUUUCUCGCAUUCAUCCUAUUCCUCGUUAUCUUCUCUCCGCCAUCACCCUCGGCCUCCCCCCGCCGCGCCCUUGGCGACUCCUGGGGCGGCUCCCACUGGGAGAAGCGCGUCGCCAAAUCCGCGCGCCGCUCGUCCACCUCCAGCCUAGCCGUACUCGUCACUGGCGCCGCGGGGUUCGUUGGCACGCACGUCUCCCUCGCCCUCAAGCGACGCGGCGACGGCGUCCUCGGCCUCGACAACUUCAACCGCUACUACGACCCUAACCUCAAGCGCGCACGCCAGCGUCUCCUCGACCGCGCCGGAGUUUUCAUAGUCGACGGCGACCUCAACGACGCCGCGCUCCUCCGCAAGCUCUUCGACGUCGUGCCCUUCACGCACGUCAUGCACCUCGCCGCGCAGGCCGGGGUCCGCUACGCGAUGCAGAACCCUGGAUCCUACAUUCACAGCAACAUCGCAGGCUUCGUGAACCUUCUAGAAGCCUGCAAAAACGCGAACCCCCAGCCCGCAGUGGUUUGGGCCUCGUCCAGCUCCGUCUACGGGCUCAAUUCGAAGGUUCCGUUUUCGGAGAAGGACCGUACGGAUCAACCGGCGAGCCUCUACGCGGCGACGAAGAAGGCUGGCGAGGAAAUCGCUCACAGCUAUAACCACAUAUAUGGGCUUUCUAUCACUGGACUUCGGUUCUUCACUGUUUAUGGGCCGUGGGGCAGGCCUGACAUGGCGUAUUUCUUCUUCACGAAGGAUAUUCUCAAGGGAAAGCAGAUUACGAUAUUUGAGUCCCCCGAUGGUGGAACCGUGGCGAGGGAUUUCACCUACAUUGACGACAUUGUGAAGGGGUGUUUGGGGGCUUUGGAUACUGCCAAGAAGAGUACUGGGAGUGGCGGGAAGAAGAAAGGGCCUGCGCAAUUGAGGGUUUUUAAUCUGGGGAAUACUUCACCUGUACCUGUGAGUGAGCUUGUUGCGAUUCUGGAGAAGCUUCUGAAGGUGAAGGCGAAGAAGAAGGUGCUUCCCAUGCCAGCAAAUGGAGAUGUGAAGUUCACUCAUGCCAAUAUUAGUUUGGCUCACAGGGACCUUGGGUACAGGCCUACAACUGAUUUGGAGACUGGGCUCAGGAAGUUUGUGAAGUGGUACCUCGAAUUUUACUCCAAGAAGAGCUCUUGGUGA
Messenger RNA from Sphenostylis stenocarpa, 1290 nucleotides. NCBI's taxonomy places the organism in Eukaryota, Viridiplantae, Streptophyta, Magnoliopsida, Fabales, Fabaceae. The record is from the annotation of a GenBank genome assembly.